Molecule: messenger RNA, 2259 nt
Organism: Mycotypha africana
Lineage: Eukaryota; Fungi; Mucoromycota; Mucoromycetes; Mucorales; Mycotyphaceae
Product: kinase-like domain-containing protein
Exons: 5
Coding region: 138-1991 (617 amino acids)
Biological process (GO): protein phosphorylation
Molecular function (GO): protein serine/threonine kinase activity; ATP binding
Source: RefSeq, a predicted model, not a curated record
CUCUUAUUCCCCUUUCUAGUUUUCAUCGAACGAUUUUUUCCUUUGUCUUCAUCACGAAAUUGACAGAAUAACAGCAGCUCUUUUCAAAAGAAAGCAUUCUCUUUCAAAAUUACAGUUACAACAAUCCUUUCGUUAAUAUGCCGGAAAGAGGUGCCGUAUCUGUUGAAGGGAUUAGAUUUGUAACAGUAGCUGAAUCAUUACUUACUAUACAACACAACACCUUAUCAGUUUUUAAUAUUAUUAUAAAAAAUUCCGGCUCAACUGUGUCUUUGAUUAGAUAUCCUUCCGAUCUUUUGGAAUUUCAUCAGAAGAUUCGUAAGCAUUACCCAAAAGUGAAAAUUACAUUUCCAAGCCUUAACAAUCCUCCACGAAAUCAUCAUCUCCAGCAGCAGCAGCAGCAGCAACAGCAACAUAGACAAUCCCAACCGCAACAACAUCAAUUUUCUUCAUCUUCUUUAUCAACAUCAACUACUACAGGCAAAACAAAAAAUCGUCGUUCUUUACGGGACUUUAUCAUUUUACCCUUUCAUAAGAAAAAGAAAAGAACAAAUGCUGACAAAGUAGAGAAAUAUCUUUUACAAUGUUUCCAGCAUCCUGUCGUAAGCCUCUCUUCCAUAUUAAGGGAUUUUACGAGCGUUCAGCGUGAUGAAGAUGCCAUUCUAACGUCUUACUAUACCUCUACAACCUUGACGCCUACCAUAAACAAUAAUAGCAGUGACCAUCAGCAGCAGCCAUCGUCACAAAACAAUAAGAACUCACAUGAAGAGUCAUCCGGCAGUCUUCACAACAAUAGUCAAUUGAGUCAUAUCGUUAUGACUUCUCACGAACAAGAGAAGGAGAAGGAAACAAAACCACAACAACAAAUGACCACGACUUCUACAGCUGCUUCUACCAUUCCGCAACAUCAACUCAAUUCACCAUCGUCGUCGACAUCAUCAUUAUCAGUAUUACUACAAGACAAGCAAUAUGAUCAACGGUCACAUAGUGCUGCUGUCACCACUGUUACUGUAAACAAUGAGAUACAGCGGCUUACAGAUACUGCAAUCAAGACUACAACAACAACAGCAGCAACAACAGAUUCAGCAUCCAUACCAUUAGGUUUGGAAGAUUUAGACCUUAUCCGCGUAUUAGGAAAAGGCUGUAUGGGAAAGGUUUUCCUGGCAAGAUCAAAAAAAAAGAAUAACCGACAACUUUACGCUCUCAAAUGUAUUAAAAAGAAAUGGGUCAUACAACAAAACGAAGUGACGCAUACAAAGGCAGAGAGAGAUAUUCUGCUUCUUUUAAAGAAGCAGCAACAACAGCACAGCAGUAGCAGUAGUAGUCAUGGUGGCAGCACCAGUAAUAGUUUCUUUGCUCAGCUCAAUCAACUUUUUCAAACUUCUUCCUGUCUAUUUUUCCUCUUGGAUUAUUAUCCUGGUGGUGACCUAGCAACUCAAUUAUCUAUUUUCUCCUGUUUCAGUGCAGAUCGAGCAAGAUUUUAUGCAGCCGAAAUUAUACAAGGCUUACAGAUUUUACAUCAAAAUAACAUUAUUUACAGGGACCUGAAACCGGAAAACGUGCUGAUUGGACGAGAUGGACAUAUUGUUUUAACUGAUUUUGGCUUAUCUAAACUCUUCGCAGGAAAACAGGAACAAGCAGUAACAGCAUUGGACGACAAAGAUGAGUUGUACUACUGUUGUGAUGCAGAGGAACUUACUACUCGUACAUUCUGUGGUACAGCGGAAUAUCUAGCACCCGAAGUGCUGAUUGGCGAACCUUAUACUUUUGUAGUUGAUUUUUGGAGUCUAGGGACUUUACUUUAUGAAAUGUUGGCAGGAACAACACCUUUUUGGGCAGAGAAGCAUAUGGACAUGUAUAGAAGGGUUCUUGAAGAACCUUUGACAUUCCCACCCAACUUUGACCGUAUUACUAGAAUCUUUUUAGCUGGAGUAAAGUAUAUUCAAUUUCGCUACGCAAUAGUAACCACUCGUAUCAUUGGAAUCGGGCACUAACUGUAAAUUACUGAUACAGCUUUUAGAAAAAGAACCCAUUGAAAGAUUAGGCUGGGGAGAGCAUGGAAUUGAUGAUAUCAAGUCAGACCCUUAUUUUGAUACUAUUGAUUGGAAUAUGGUUCAGCAGCGGCAAUUGACACCGCCUUAUACGCCAACGAUUACUUCAGAGGAGGAUGUAUCAAAUUUUGAUGAAUCAUUUACUUCAAUGCCCACACGUAUCAGUCGGUCAUCUUCGGUUCAUUAUUCUACUCCUGCUAUUCCAAAUCCU